AUGACCGACUACGAGACCGUCCUCAAGGGCAAAUACCCUGCCAAAGCCCACGCCAAGCGUGUGACCGACUACAUCCGCUCCAAGAUCCCCGAUGCCAAAGGCGUCCUCUACCUCGAGGGGACUCAUACCAAGAUGCAGGAGGACAGCGACCACCCGGAGCCCUUCAGGCAGCGCCGCUACUUCUACUACCUGACCGGCUGCCCCCUCGCCGACUCCCACUUCAUCUACGACCUGGCGUCCGGUACAUCCACUCUCUUCAUCCCACCCGUCGACCCGGAAGAAGUGAUCUGGUCCGGCAUGCCCGUCACCGCCGCCGACGCCAAGGAGCUCUACGACGCGGACCGCGUCCUCUACACCACCGACGUCAACGCCGAGCUCGCCAGGUUAGGAAAGGGCGCCGGCACCACCGCCUUCGCCAUCCUCCACCAGGUGCUGGACGCCAUCAGUUUCAUCGAAUUCGAGGACAAAGACUUCGACCUGCUGAAGCGCGCCAUCGAAGAGUGCCGCGUCGUCAAGGACGACUACGAGGUCGCCCUGACCAAGAAGGCCAACGCCAUCUCCACGACCGCCCACCACGCCGUCAUGCAGAUGGUCAAGAAGGCCAAGAACGAGCAGGAACUCGAGGCCGUCUUCCUCGAGAGGAGCGUCGCCCACGGCGCUAAGAACCAGGCGUACCACUCUAUCCAUGCUGCCGGGCGCGCCGCCGCCACCUUGCACUACGUCCAUAACAACGCGCCCUUGGAGGGCAAGCUCAACCUGCUGCUCGAUGGUGGUGCCGAGUGGAACUGCUACGCCUCUGACAUUACGCGAACUUUCCCCAUUUCCGGCAAGUUCUCCAAGGAAUCUCGCGCCAUCUACGACAUUGUCCUGAAAAUGCAGCUCGAGUGCAUCAAGGUGCUUAAGGAGGGCGUCAACUGGGACGACGUACACCUGCUGGCCCACAAGAUUGCCAUCGAGGGUUUGCUGGCUCUCGGUAUCUUCAAGGGUGGCGAUGCCGACGAGAUCCUCAAGGCGCGGACCAGUGUCGCCUUCUUCCCUCAUGGCCUCGGCCACUACCUCGGCAUGGAUACCCACGACGUCGGCGGCAACCCCAACUACGCCGACCCGGACCCCAUGUUCCGCUACCUGCGCAAGAGGGGACCCCUGGCGGCCGGGAGCAUUGUCACGGUCGAGCCCGGCAUCUACUUCUGCAACUUCAUUAUCGAGCCCUACCUGUCCGAUCCUGUUCACUCGAGAUAUAUCGACGCGGACGUCCUGGACAAGUACUGGGAUGUCGGAGGUGUCAGAAUCGAGGAUAAUCUUCUCAUCACCGCCAAUGGAAGUGAGAACUUGACACCCACUAUCAAGGACCCAGACGAGCUCGAGCAACUCAUUAGUUCCAACUAA
This is a messenger RNA of Sodiomyces alkalinus F11, 1386 nucleotides long. Its product is annotated as xaa-Pro dipeptidase. The record is from RefSeq and is a predicted model, not a curated record. Gene Ontology annotation, molecular function: metalloaminopeptidase activity; manganese ion binding. The transcript is spliced from 4 exons. NCBI's taxonomy places the organism in Eukaryota, Fungi, Ascomycota, Sordariomycetes, Glomerellales, Plectosphaerellaceae. The coding region runs from base 1 to 1386 and encodes 461 amino acids.